Grammomys surdaster is the source of this 1619-nucleotide messenger RNA. RefSeq names its product sorting nexin 15 (gene Snx15). Lineage: Eukaryota; Metazoa; Chordata; Mammalia; Rodentia; Muridae. Gene Ontology annotation, molecular function: phosphatidylinositol binding. Bases 106 to 1119 code for a protein of 337 amino acids. The transcript has 8 exons. The record is from RefSeq and is a predicted model, not a curated record.
GGGCCUGAAGAAGGGCGCAGGCCGGAUCCUGGCGGUGGCAGCAGGCUGAACACGCGGAGCGGGGGCGACGUGCAGGAGGAGGAGCUGGCGGACAGCUCCGCUGUCAUGUCACGCCAGGCAAAGGAUGACUUCCUGCGACACUACACAGUCUCGGACCCUAGGACCCAUCCCAAGGGUUACACAGAAUACAAAGUAACCGCCCAGUUCAUCUCAAAGAAGGACCCAGAGGACAUCAAAGAGGUAGUAGUCUGGAAGCGAUAUAGUGACUUCCGUAAGCUCCAUGGGGACUUGGCCUAUACUCAUCGCAACCUCUUCCGUCGCCUAGAGGAGUUUCCGGCUUUCCCCCGUGGCCAAGUGUUUGGUCGGUUUGAAGCCUCUGUGAUCGAGGAGCGGCGCAAGGGUGCGGAGGACCUGCUGCGCUUCACGGUGCCCAUCCCUGCACUCAACAACAGCCCCCAGCUCAAGGAGUUCUUCCAGGGCGGGGAGGUGACACGGCCUUCUGAGGUGUCCAGGGACCUGCAAAUCCUUCCACCCCCUCUAAUCCCCACACCACCUCCUGAUGAGGCCAGGCUAUUUCAGCCACUGCCUGCGGAAAGGAGGGGCCAGGAGGAGUUGGAGGUGCCAGUGGAUCCCCUCCCGUCCAGCCCUGCCCAGGAGGCCUUGGAUCUUCUCUUCAGCUGUGACAGCACCGAGGAGGCUUCCAGCUCCCCAGCUCGAGGUCCCCUCUCUGAGGCUGAACUUGCCCUUUUCGACCCUUACUCCAAAGAGGAAAGUACAGGUCCCGGCCCUACCCAUACAAGUGAGCUGGCAGCCAUGGAGGUACAGUCCAAAAGACUGGACCAGGAACCCUGGGAGCCAGGCGGGCAGGAGGAGGAAGAGGCUGAGGAUGGAGAACCUGCCCCAGCUUACCUCGGCCAAGCCACAGAGCUCAUCACUCAAGCCCUGCGGAAUGAGAAGGCUGGCGCCUAUGCUGCUGCUCUCCAAGGCUACCAAGAUGGGGUGCAUAUCCUGCUUCAGGGAGUCUCAGGUGACCCAUCCCCUGCCCGCAGGGAAGGUGUGAAGAAGAAGGCAGCUGAGUACCUGAAGCGGGCAGAGACCCUUCAUGCACACUUGCCCUGAGGUGGGCCCUUCCUGGGAUGUCAGCUCCAGCACUGCCAGCCUCCUCCACUCCUCUGCUUGGGACCUGGCCUUAGUUUCUGCUCUUGUAACCCCAGGGUCAUAUCUGUAUUAACUGGAUCAAGUAUGAGAAAAGCAAAGACUUCUCAGCUCUGACCUGCCCGCCUCCUUGGAGUCAGACUUGAACUUCUGGUCCUGCCUAUCUGUUUUAUGUGAAUGGCAUCUGGGCCACUCAGCUGUCAGUUCACCCAUCUAGAGCCAGGGUCUGUAGCCAGACCUGGCCCACUGUCUUUUUUUGUAAGGUCCUCCAGGGUCGGUCUUUCUUUCUUUCUUUCUUUCUUUCUUUCUUUCUUUCUUUCUUUCUUUCUUCCUUCCUUCCUUCCUUCCUUCCUUCCUUCCUUUCUUCCUUUCUUUCCUUAUGGUUGGAAGGAAAAGGAUUCUUUGACUAGUGAAAAUUUCAUAAAAUGUAAAUACAUGUGAAUAAAACACGUGUCUGAACACAA